Messenger RNA from Cooperia oncophora, 582 nucleotides. The record is from the annotation of a GenBank genome assembly. NCBI's taxonomy places the organism in Eukaryota, Metazoa, Nematoda, Chromadorea, Rhabditida, Trichostrongylidae.
AUGAUAUGCAUGAAUGCAAGUGCACUGUUACAGGUUUGGCUUCGCUCGAAACAAUCAGUAAUUCCGUACUUUGUCAACGUUAUCGUUUGUAACACUAUCGGCGGCCAGACAUUAAUAUGUCUUUGUGAGGCCAAAUAUGGAGCCCUUAUCAGAGCGAUUGCCACCUUUCUCGUUCAACUAGAUCGAGUUGAGACGGCGGAAGACGUCAUAAAGGCCAUACAAGAUAUGGGCAAAACAGUGGAAGCGAUUUCUCGGUAUUUCCUUGCAAUGGCUGCCUGUAAUACCUCAAGACGGUUAACAAACGCUGGUUUCAUAAAGAGCCCUGAGCAGACGUCUUCGUUCAUACGUACUAUAUGGCGCAGAACUGAGGCACUGUUACAGCUGUCAAAAGUGACCGAUACUCAAAAGCCAGAGGGUUCUCGCAACGGAGCCAUUUCUUUGACGUCGCUACGAUCUGCAUUCUCCACAUUGUCUCUAUCAUCCAUUCAGACACAGAAUUCGGCUGUACGAAGAGAGGUAGUCAUAUUUAUCAAACUAUAUUUACUGAGCACACGCUAUCAUAGAUGCCGUAAACAAUCAUGA